Megalobrama amblycephala (Wuchang bream) is the source of this 2846-nucleotide messenger RNA. It is a transcript of the gene afg3l1, whose product is annotated as AFG3-like AAA ATPase 1. The transcript has 16 exons. Gene Ontology annotation, cellular component: membrane; m-AAA complex. The record is from RefSeq and is a predicted model, not a curated record. The coding region runs from base 120 to 2408 and encodes 762 amino acids. Gene Ontology annotation, biological process: protein-containing complex assembly; mitochondrial protein processing. Gene Ontology annotation, molecular function: ATP-dependent peptidase activity; ATP hydrolysis activity; metalloendopeptidase activity. NCBI's taxonomy places the organism in Eukaryota, Metazoa, Chordata, Actinopteri, Cypriniformes, Xenocyprididae.
CCCGUGGGGUCCUGCUGGUGGAAAUGUCAUUCAGUGCAGCAGUUACUCAACUCAUGUCAUGGAGAGUGAGCAUCAGUUGAGCUGAGAGUGUGUGUUUUGAUCGCUGAAGUGUGGCUCUCAUGGCAGCGCUGCUCUCCGCUGCUGCUGCUGCUGCUUCUGCGCGCUGCGGGUCCAGAGCGUUACUGCGCCUCAGCGCUCGAGCUGCGGGGAGAACCAGCGCCGCUCAUCCGCGGUUUUUAGCUCUGAACCGUAUUAGACCAGUCACAUCCAUAGGGAAUCACUACACAUUUCCAAUCUUGCGUUACUCCACUGACGCUCCUAAAGAUGGUAAAGCGAGCGGACCAGAGCCGCGGCCAGGAGGAGGAGGAGGAAGGAAAGGAGGGAGGAAAGACUGGAAGAGUCGACUGCUACAGGGAGAUGUGCCAUGGGACGACAAGGACUUCCGCUAUAUCUUGAUGACGAUGGGAGGCGUUGCGUCCGUCCUGCUGUACCUCUACCUCAGAGAUCCGGGCAGAGAGAUCACCUGGAAGGAUUUUGUCCAUCGGUAUCUGGACAGAGGACUGGUUGAGCGUUUAGAGGUCGUGAACAAGCAGUUCGUCAGGGUCAUCCUGGUCCCCGGGGCCGACUCCUCUGAAGCAAGCUACGUGUGGUUUAACAUUGGCAGCGUGGACACGUUUGAGAGGAAUCUGGAAGCCGCUCACUAUGAGUUGGGCCUGGAGCCGUCGCACAGAGCAGCGGUCAUCUACACCUCUGAGAGUGAUGGGUCUUUUCUGAUGAGUUUCAUUCCCACCUUGCUUUUAAUUGGCUUCUUGCUUUUCACUCUGCGACGUGGGCCAAUGGGAGGAGGGAUGGGCGGAGGAAGGGGCGGGCCCUUCAGCAUGAGCGAAUCCACCGCCAAGAUGAUGAAGGACAGUAUAGACAUCAAAUUUAAGGAUGUGGCUGGAUGUGAAGAAGCCAAGGUGGAGAUCAUGGAGUUUGUCAAUUUCCUAAAGAACCCAAAACAAUAUCUGGAUUUGGGUGCUAAGAUCCCUAAGGGUGCUGUGUUGACCGGUCCUCCAGGAACAGGUAAAACGCUGCUGGCUAAAGCUACUGCCGGAGAAGCAAACGUUCCCUUCAUUACAGUCAAUGGCUCAGAGUUUCUCGAGAUGUUCGUUGGCGUCGGUCCAGCCAGAGUGAGAGACAUGUUUGCGAUGGCGAGGAAGAACGCCCCAUGCAUCCUCUUCAUCGAUGAGAUUGAUGCGGUGGGGAGGAAGAGGGGAGGUGGGAAUUUCGGCGGGCAGAGUGAACAGGAGAACACACUCAAUCAGCUUUUGGUGGAAAUGGAUGGUUUCAAUACAAGUACAAAUGUUGUAGUUCUGGCUGGUACGAACAGACCUGAUGUGCUUGACCCUGCAUUGAUGCGGCCAGGGAGGUUUGACAGACAGAUUUUCUUGGGACCUCCUGAUAUUAAGGGUCGAGCAUCCAUAUUCAGAGUGCACCUGCGGCCCCUCAAGCUGAACCCCAAUCUGGAUCGUGAUGCAAUUGCAAGGAAGAUGGCAGCUGCCACACCUGGGUUCACGGGUGCUGAUAUUGCAAAUGUCUGUAAUGAAGCAGCUCUCAUUGCUGCUAGACAUCUGAAUGAAUUCAUCAAUGUUAAGCAUUUUGAGCAGGCCAUCGACAGAGUCAUCGGAGGGCUGGAGAAGAAGACUCAGGUAUUACAACCCACUGAGAAAAAGACAGUAGCCUAUCAUGAAGCAGGACAUGCUGUAGUGGGCUGGUUUCUCCAACAUGCUGACCCAUUGCUCAAGGUUUCCAUAAUUCCAAGAGGUAAAGGCCUGGGCUAUGCACAGUACCUUCCGAAAGAGCAGUAUUUAUAUACACGGGAGCAGCUAUUUGACAGGAUGUGUAUGAUGCUGGGUGGGCGUGUGGCCGAGCAGGUGUUUUUUGGCAAGAUCACAACUGGGGCUCAAGACGACCUUAAGAAGAUCACGCAGUCAGCGUAUGCUCAGAUUGUGCAGUUUGGCAUGAGUGAGAAAGUAGGGCAGGUGUCAUUUGACCUGCCCCGGCAAGGUGAGAUGGUUCUGGAGAAGCCUUACAGCGAGGCUACGGCAGAACUCAUUGAUAAGGAGGUCAGAGAUCUGGUCGACCGGGCCUUUAACAGAACACUGGAACUCGUCACUGAGAAACGAGAGCAGGUGGAUAUGGUUGGUAAGCGUUUGCUGGAAAAAGAAGUUCUAGACAAAGCUGAUAUGAUAGAGUUGCUGGGACCCAGGCCAUUUGAGGAGAAGUCCACAUAUGAGGAGUUUGUGGAGGGCACUGGCAGCUUUGAGGAAGAUACAAGUCUUCCGGAAGGGUUGAAGGACUGGAACCAAGAGAGAGAAGAAAUCCAGGAGGAGCCUCCAGCUUCACAGGAAAAACAGGCUGCUUAAAAUGAACUCAGCCCUCAAAAUACUUUCCACCUGCCUCUGAUACUUGCCUUACUAUAGAAAAUUGGUGGGAAAGGAGAGUCUUCUUGGCUUGAUAAAAGAUUUGUGAAUUUUGUUGGUAUUUUCACUUCCCUUGUUAAUUCAAAUCAAGGGGAUUUUAUUGAAUUUGAAAUUCCUUAAACUAUGCCGGGUAAACUUUAACACCCAACACCAUGAGCUCUUUAUGGCACAUCUGCAACUCAGAAUUGUAUUAGUUAUUUCUUUUAUCCUUUGAUUUCUGCCAUUAUAUCAUAAACUAUAUUCUAUCCUUUUAUGUACUCUUCCUCUUAAUAGAAGUGGAAGAAACUGUAUAUUUGUACAAUUUUCAUUUGUGUGUUCUAAGGAAAAAAAAAAUGUUUUGAAAAAGAAAUUAUUUAAUUAAAUUAAAGGAUUCCUUUCAUA